Messenger RNA from Ornithorhynchus anatinus (platypus), 840 nucleotides. Its product is annotated as formin-2-like. The record is from RefSeq and is a predicted model, not a curated record. The coding region runs from base 1 to 840 and encodes 279 amino acids. The transcript has 2 exons. Lineage: Eukaryota; Metazoa; Chordata; Mammalia; Monotremata; Ornithorhynchidae.
AUGGCCCGGAGGGAGAAGGAGGGCAGGCUGCAGGGGCGCCGGGACCGCGCCCAAACCCGCAACCGCCACCGCAACGACCCGCACCCCAAUGCCGCCGCCGCCGCCACCGGCGGGGCGGGCAGGGAAGCGCGCCACCUGCCGGCAGGAACUGCUGUUGCUGCCACCGCCCCCUUUGCCCCGCUGCUCCCCCGAGCCCCCAAGAGGCAGAGCGGGAAAGGCGCCACCUGCCGGCAGGGCCUGCUGCCGCCGCUGCCGCCACCUUUGCCCGACUCCUCCCUCGGGCCCCCCAAAGGGCGGGGCGGGAAGGGCGCCACCUGCCGGCAGGAACAGCUGUUGCUGCCGCCGUCCCCUUUGCCCAGCGCCUCCCCCGGGCCCCCAAGGGGCGGGGCGGGGCAGGCAAAGAAGAGCGCCACCUACCGGCAGGAGCUGCUGCUGCAGCCGCCGCCACCUUUGCCCGGCUCCUGCCCCGGGCCCCCAAGAGGCGGGGCGGGAAAGGCGCCUCCUGCCGGCAGGACCUGCUGCUGCCGCCGCCGCCGCCGCCACCACCUUUGCCCGACUCCUCCCUCGGGCCCCCAAGGGGCGGGGUGGGAAGGGCGCCACCUGCCGGCAGGAAAUGCUGCUGCUGCCGCCGCCGCCACCUUUGCCCAGCGCCUCCCCCGGGCCCCCAAAUGGAGGGAUGGGAAGGGCGCCACCUGCCGGCAGAAACUGCUGCUGCUGCCACCGCCACCUUUGCCCGGCUCCGCGGGACGGGCCCGCGAGCGCCCCCGUCCGGCCGCUCCCGCCUCGCCCACGCCCCCUCCGGAGAAGCCACGUCCCCGACAACGGCCAUCAGCAUCGUAA